Daphnia carinata is the source of this 1394-nucleotide messenger RNA. RefSeq names its product 1-acyl-sn-glycerol-3-phosphate acyltransferase alpha-like. Bases 300 to 1121 code for a protein of 273 amino acids. The transcript has 4 exons. NCBI's taxonomy places the organism in Eukaryota, Metazoa, Arthropoda, Branchiopoda, Diplostraca, Daphniidae. Gene Ontology annotation, cellular component: membrane; endoplasmic reticulum. The record is from RefSeq and is a predicted model, not a curated record. Gene Ontology annotation, molecular function: 1-acylglycerol-3-phosphate O-acyltransferase activity. Gene Ontology annotation, biological process: phosphatidic acid biosynthetic process.
CCUAGAACGAGGCAGACGACAAAAAACUCCAAUAUUUCUUGGGUGUUAACUAUCAGCUUUUUGUCGUCAUCUUUCAUCUUUUUUUUUAAUUAUUCCUUCUGGAGACAACUUACAUCCGCGUCAAGUUAUUUGAGAUUUGUUUUCGUACUCGUGACUGAGACAUAGGAUUUGUGGUGUGGACCUUUUCGUGCGCCGACAGGGUCUGGCGGGUUUUUCAUCUUGCCAGUGGUGUGAUCGUCUUGUUAUCACUUGUUCGACCCACCCAUCCAAUAACAUUUGCGCUCGCAUUUGCAAGGAAAAUGUUCGUUAGUUGGGAUGUACUUUUAGCCUCGACUGUGGUCUUGGCCAUCAUUUAUGAAACUCAGUCAUGGUUCAGAUACUACUUUCGGUUUACCCUCUAUAUUUCAGUUGUUAUGUUAACUUCUGUGUUUCUUAUUCCUGUUGCCAUAUUUAGACCUGGCAAUGUUCACAACACUGUAAUUGUUGCCUAUUUCCUUGGACCUUUGCUAAAUGCACUCCUUGGCAUGAAGGUUCACCUUCGUAAUGCUGAAAAUUUUGUUAAUGAUGGCUCCAUUAUUUGUGCCAACCAUCAAAGCUGCCUUGAUUUUCUUGGCAUGAUAACUCACUGGCCAACAAUGGAACGUUGUGCUGCUAUUGCGAAGAAAGAGGUGAAUUACAUUGGACCAUUUGGAUUUGUAGCUGGCCUUUGUGGGACAAUUUUCAUACGAAGAAACAAGUCACAUGAUUCCCACUCCACUAUGAAUGAAGCUGCAGAACAAGUGAAGCAGAAAAAAUUAAAACUAUGGAUCUUUCCGGAAGGAACGCGCAGCGGUGGAAGAGAUAUGCUUCCAUUCAAAAAGGGGGCUUUUUACAUAGCUAUCAAUUCCCAACUGCCUAUCACACCUGUUGUUUACUCGUACUAUUAUUUUCUUGAUCAUAAGCAAAAGCGCUUUGAUCCAGGAGAAAUUAUAAUGACUGUAUUGCCGCCAGUGUCAACCAAAGGUAUGACGAUUGAACAAUUGCCCGAGCUGAUGGAAAGGGUGCGUGUGGCAAUGAUGGAAGUGUAUCGGACCUCUUCGGACGAGAUAUAUAACGCUAACAAUGCUCAACCUUCUAGUUAAAUAUGUGACACGUAGCCCGUUUCCGUCGGCUCCUUGACUUUACACUGCUCCAAGAUGGAAAAUUGAAGUUGUAAAAUCAAUUGAUCAGUUUUUUUUUUCUGUGCAUGUGCAGUGCAUGUGGUGUGACUAGUCCCAGUAAUAGACCUGAAUUCCUAGAUUCAUCUCCUACUCCUCAUGUUCAAUAACUUUUUUUAAUUACCACUUUGUUUUCCCUUUUUGUCCUAUCGCCGUAAAAUUCCGCUGCCAUUGGCCUGAUAAACGAUGCACAAAAUC